AUGGAUAAAAAUGGAGAAUCAAUCUUCACUUCAGAGUUCUGGAGAGAGAUAAAUGAACAAUAUUUCAUCGUCUAAUCUCCAGUUUAAAUAGCAGAUAUUGAUAUUCUAAAAAGCAAAUCUUGGAAUUGCAAAAAAUCAAAAUGUCUAAAACUUCUAAAUAAGCUUAUUAGGUAGAACAAUCGAACAAAGCUAUUCCAAGCAAACCUGAAUAAUGUAAAAACAAGAGUGCAAUUGCUCUUCCUGCAGAGACAAUCAACAUAGGAACCCAUUUAAAAUUUAAUGGAUGAAAUGAUAGACUAGGUUUGUUUCUCUCAUUUGACAGCUGGAUUAUAGCAAGCCGAAGAAUUAAUAAAAAAUAUAUCUCAAUCAUCAGAAUCAUAGCAAUUGUAAAUUUACAAUAAAGAAGCAUAUGUAUUAUCAAAUUUGAUGCAUCAAAUUGAUUGGCCAGAUGAGUUAAGUAUUUCAAUAGAGCAACAUCAGCAAUAACUCAAUGAACUAACCAGCAAUAACAAAGAUGCAUUGCAGAGUUUGGAAUAACACACUCAUUAGAUAAACUUAACUGUAUUAUAUACCUACAACAGUCAACAAGUUGGGGAAUAAAGAUUGAAAUUGACAAGAUAAAGAAUGCCAAAUUAUCAACAUGAAUUGACUUUGUUAAAAUAAGAAAUCAUAUCAUUGCAGGAUUAUUAAUUGGCUGAAAGUGUUGGCAAGGCGACCUUCAAUGAAUAUAAUAAUACCAUUACUGUAAUCUUUGAUAAAUAUUUGACGUCGAUUCCAAUUACUUUAAGCUUAGAGGAUUUUGGUAAUCUCCAGAAAUUACGAGAGCAACCAUACGAUUUGUCAACUUAGCAGUGCGGACUCAGGUCAGAUGAUGUAUUUGAAAUGUAAAUGUGCCAUUAUUGUAAAGAGAUGGUCGAAAUCAAAAAUCUCAAAUAGUGCCAAUACAAUCAUUUUUCAAUGGGACUCCAUGAAUACAAUGAAGAUUUUUUGGUUUGCUAAAGAUAUUAAAUAAAUAGCAAAUAAACGCAAUAAUAUUUUCUAGAUCUGUAUUCUGAAAAUUACGUCAUUGAAGAUAAACAAAUUAUGUGUCAAAGAUACUUUUGCUUAAAAUGUUUAAAGUAUGAUUUUGAUUCUUAUGAAAUUACAUCCCAUCUAUGGAUUUGUCCCCUAUGCAAAGGUUUAUGCACUUGCAUACGAUGUGAAAGAAAUGACAUGAUUUAUAAGUUGAAAAGACAAUUCUUAGAGUUGAAUGGAGAUUUGGAAGAGAUUUACAAAUCGUCAUACUUUGAGAGUUUGGUCAAAGAGAAAAGAAAAUAAUUGUCAGAAAUACCUUUGGAGUUCUUAAAAGUUCAUAGGAACGAAUAAGAAGAAACACUAUCUUAAAAGAGUAAUAAAAGAUAAUUUCAAGUAAAUUCAAUAAGAAGGAAGAUUAAAAAAGAGGAUUCACAUCUAGUUAAUAAAUGUCAUAAACUAUAUUAAGUAGAAAGCUCAUCCUCUUCACUGAAAAUAAAGAGAUCAAAAGAAACAACAUACAAUACAAUUAGUAGUAUAGAUUCAAUUCAUUCACAAUUGUAUAUUUAAUGA
Messenger RNA from Paramecium tetraurelia, 1584 nucleotides. RefSeq lists its product as uncharacterized. The record is from RefSeq and is a predicted model, not a curated record. The transcript has 7 exons. NCBI's taxonomy places the organism in Eukaryota, Ciliophora, Oligohymenophorea, Peniculida, Parameciidae.